Thermochaetoides thermophila DSM 1495 is the source of this 2514-nucleotide messenger RNA. Its product is annotated as para-aminobenzoate synthase-like protein. Lineage: Eukaryota; Fungi; Ascomycota; Sordariomycetes; Sordariales; Chaetomiaceae. Gene Ontology annotation, biological process: L-tryptophan biosynthetic process. The transcript has a single exon. Bases 1 to 2514 code for a protein of 837 amino acids. The record is from RefSeq and is a predicted model, not a curated record.
AUGACAAGCGAAACUACAAACGGGGGCAACCAUCGUCCCCGAAUCCUUUUCCUCGACGCAUUCGACUCCUUCUCCAACAAUAUCACCUCCCUGCUCACAACCCUCCUCGAUGUCGAAGUCUCUGUCCUGCCCAUCGACUCGCCGCUUCUCAUACCUUCCCCUUCCAGCACCAACGAUGAUACUGUUCUGCAAAACUUCGCCCGUCUGCUAUCCCACUACGACGCCCUCGUCUGCGGUCCCGGCCCCGGUUCCCCCACCAUCCCCUCCGACGUCGGGCUGAUGCGUCUUGUCUGGCACUUGCCCGAGAAAGAUUUGCUCCCCGUGCUGGGGGUAUGUCUCGGGUUCCAGAGCUUGGUGCAUGCCUUUGGCGGAGAGGUGCGUCGGCUACGGUACGGCGGACUGCACGGCAUGAUCAGGGAGGUCGUUCAUUCUAAGGGAGACGUUUUCACCGGUGUAGGGGGGUUUAGGGCAACGUUGUAUCAUAGUUUGUGCGGGGACGUUGGGCAAGAUCAUGAGGAAGAGGGGGAUGAUUGGAGAUGGAAGCCGUUAAAGAGAUGUCCGGAGUUGGUCCCGCUUGCGUGGGCGGAUGAGAAGAAUGAUUCAGGAGAAGAGAGGAUAUUGAUGGCUGUCAGGCACAGGAAGAAGCCAUUUUGGGGCGUGCAGUACCAUCCCGAGUCGGUUUGUACGGAGAAGGAGGGGAAUAAAGUUAUCGUGAACUGGUUCCGGAGGGCGAUGGAGUGGAAUCGGGAACGGGGAAGGGUCAGGGUUGAGUCAGAGGAGAGGUUGGCUAGGGCAGCCAAACGGCCGAGUUUGCUUUCGCAGCUGCCGACCUCGGUCAAUGGGAGGAGGGUAAAUGGUUUGGCGCAAUGGUGGGAGCUUGUCGGCAUUGAUCCGGUACUGCAUACCCGGACAAUCCCCUUGCCGCGUGGGGUGCAGGUGACGGAUAUCGUCGAGGUUGUUGAGCCAGAUGCCCUGGAGAGAAUUGUGCUCGACUCGGCAAAUGCUUCGCCCACGAUAUCCAGACCCGACGUGCGUGGAAGGUUUAGCAUCAUCGCUACCUGCCUUGGUGAAGCUGUUAGGAUUGAGUAUCAUACGGGCGAUGACUCCGCGAUAGUCAGGACAGGUGCUCUCAGGGGAAAUACCGCUGGUGGCAGGAGAGAGAGGGUCCCUCUUGCGAAGUUUAGAGGGAUUUGGGGGUUUCUGGCCGCUUUCCAUGAGCGGAGGAGCAUCCAUGGCGAUGAGGUCGCCGCUGAGGAGAGUACACCAUUUGUGGGAGGUUUUAUGGGCUACAUCACGUACGAGCAGGGUCUGGCCGACAUUAAUGUAGCCCUAGACGAGUUUCGUAAGCACCAUCGGCCGGAUGUGUGCCUGACCUGGGUUACCAAGAGCGUUGUCGUCGACCACACCCUCGGGCUUAUCCAUAUCCAACAUCUCCAGGGCCGUGGUGAUAACGAUACAGACAAUUGGCUUGACGGGACAGUAGAGAAGCUCCUUUCCCUGGAAAACACCCGCCCGAGGUCCUCACUCAAAGAGGGCUAUCAACAGAAACAGCGACCCCAGCCCUGGAGCACCACGAUCCAGACCCCCCGUACAAAGGAAUACGAAGAAAAAGUCCGCAUCUGCCAAGAGUACAUUGCCGCCGGCGAGUCCUACGAGCUCUGCCUCACCGACCAAACAACAAUCACCCGUCCUCUGAGCGACAGACCCUUAACAGUAUCAACAAACCCCAAAACUAUCCCAAAGCAGCCUUAUUCAUCAUCAUCCUGGAUCCUUUUCAAACACCUCCGGGCCCGUCAACCUGCCCCCUUCGCAUCCUACCUCCGUUUGGGCGCCGCAACCCUCGUCAGCGCUUCCCCCGAGCGCUUCCUGACUUACUCCCGGUCCGGGCUCUGCUCGAUGAGGCCGAUGAAAGGCACAGUUCGGAAGUGUCCCGAUACGUGUGCCACUCUAGCCGAUGCGGAGCGUAUCCUGCACGUGCCGAAGGAGAUGGCAGAGAACUUGAUGAUUGUCGACCUGGUACGGCACGAUCUUCACGGUGUCUGCGGCGCUGGCAGAGUGAGCGUGCCCGAGUUGAUGAAGGUCGAGGAGUACCAGAGCGUGUUUCAGAUGAUAACCGUUGUGGAAGGGCAGUUGGAUGUUAAGAGGGGUGGGUAUACGGGGCUGGAUGUGCUGGCUGCGAGCUUACCUCCUGGGAGCAUGACGGGGGCGCCGAAGAAGAGGAGUUGUGAGUUGCUGAAGCAGAUUGAAGGGCAUCUGGAGAGGAGUUUGUACUCUGGCGUUGUUGGGUACAUGUGUGCGACGGGGAGGGGCGAUUGGAGCGUGACGAUUCGGAGUUUGUUCCGGUGGGAGGAUGAGAACGUGGUCGUGAAGGUUGGGGAGGAGGAAGUGGUACAUGAAGUGUGGAGGAUAGGAGCUGGUGGUGCUGUUACAGCACUCAGCACGCCUGAGGGAGAGAGGGAGGAAAUGUUUACCAAGCUUGCUGGGCCAUUGCGGGUCUUUGGUGAAGCAAGGUGA